CAAAAUAAUAAAUAAGGUCCAGUCAACAUGGUCAAGACAGAUAGGCCUCUGUAUUAAAUUAAUAUCAGUCACGUGCACUGACCAUAUAUAAUGAAGGUGCGCAGCCCACGAAGGACACAAAUGCACUCAAACAAGAAGACUGAACCUGAAGCGAAAUAAUCCGGAGUGUGCUAAAACUGAGCAGUAAGGAUCAGCAGUAUAUAAUAGUGCUCUGACACUCCUGAAAACAUAAUGAUGUCGGACGACACAACUCAUCUCAGACUCACAGUGGAAUUAAUGCAGAAGAGAAAAUUGCUCAAGAACGCUGAAAAAGUUACUAUAGACGGCAGUUGCCUCAACCUCGCACAAGUGGUUGAAUGCAGUAAUAGCACAAACAUAAAGUUGGAAAUCUCUGAACAGGCCGUAGAUGAAAUGGCGUUGAACGCUAAAUAUCUUAAAAGGAAAAUCACAGAGGAAAAGCUCGUCAUAUACGGUAUAAAUACAGGGUUUGGAAACAGCGCUGAUACCCGCACUCUGGAGUUAGAAAAGUUGCAGAAAGCUUUGAUACAACACAUCAAUGCCGGGAUGGGUCGAACAUUUCCUCCAGACAUGGUGCGCGCUGUAAUGGUCACAAGGGCCAAUUGUCUCGCUAAGGCUUACUCAGGAGUACGUCCAGACGUGGUACAGUUACUGGUAGCCAUGAUUAACAACGAUAUCGUUCCUAUCGUUCCUCUGCGUGGUUCUGUCAGCGCCAGUGGUGACUUGAUGCCUUUGGGUUAUAUAGCAGCAGCCAUGAUCGGAAGAGAAGAUAUCAACGUAAUGGUCAGAGGUCAAAUCAUGCCAUGUCCUGUUGCCCUUAAAGAAGCCAAUCUAGAACCAUUGGUGAUGGGACCAAAAGAAGGACUCGCCAUUAUCAAUGCCACCUCCUUCGCUGCUGGUACCGCCGCUCAAACCAUUUAUGAAGCCAACAUUGCUGUCCUUCUAACACAGAUUUGCACAGGGCUGGCCGUAGAAGCACUACAAGGUAAAAUGGAAAGUUUCCAUCCAGUCCACCAUGCUUGCCUUCAGCACGUCGGUUUGAAAGAAGUUUCCAACAACAUGUUAAAAAUAUUGGACGGAAGUCGACUCGCCGUUUCGACGUUAGAGAUGCAUCUACCUGAUACGUACGGGUCUUUGAAACAAGACCGCUACAGCAUAAGGACGGCCCCACAAUGGCUAGGCCCGGUGAUCGAGACUCUCAAAGAGGCCUGUCGACGAAUAAACGUGGAACUGAAUUGUGCCAAUGACAACCCGGUCAUCGACCACCGCACCGACACCAUUGCUCAUGGAGGCAAUUUUCAAGGAGAAACGCUUUCAAUAACAUUAGAUCAAACUCGCCAAGCACUGCAGGUCUGUGGGAAGCUUCUAUUGGCACAAUUGCAAGAAAUCGUCAACCAUCGCAUUAACCACGACCUUCCGCCAAAUCUCUGCGGAUCAGACGUCAAUCUCGAUUUUGGUUUCAAAGGAGCUGAUACUGCCAUGGCAUCGUACAUGUCAGAGUUAGAUCACCUGGCCAAUCCAAUGUCCAACCACGUGCUCUCUGCUGAAUGCCAGAAUCAAUCUGUCAACUCCAUGGCUCUCGUCAGUUCUCGUCUUACUCGAGAAGCGCUGGAGAUAUUACAGAUGAUGCUAGCGAAUCAUUUGUGUUUACUGUGUCAGGCCUUGGACCUGAGAUAUCUGCGUAAUGAGGUAAUAAGUUCAAUGCGCAAAAUGGGGAAACGCCAAAAGGAAUUCCUUGCCACGUUCCUUAAAGAAAACAAAUGGUAUGAUUUCCUGUUCCACCCAGAGGAAUCUGCAGCUAAGUUUGCGGAGAAAAUUCCUAAAAAUGGUCACAAAGAAGAAGACAUCCGAAAUGAGAUAUGUGUCGCUAUGAAAUCACUGAUGUCUGAUGCGUGUAAUGGUCAUUUAGGGACUGUUGAUUGUCUAGGAACAGGAACGAAGAAGGCGUACUGGUACAUACGUCACACGGUGGGAGUGCCAUUUUACCACGGCCAGGCAGCAAUUGACACGUGGCUGGAGAAGAUUUUAUCAGCUGUUCAAAAUGGAGACUUUGAAAACGUUUUAUUAUCUGCCUUUGAAGAGCCUUGAAAAGAACAUUUAUCUCUUUUUUGUUUGUAUCACUGAUUACUAAUGCUACAGAAUAAGCAUGCAUGAUAUCAAUCUGCGACGUUAGCCACUGGUUCUAGAUGUACCCCCACGGGCAGUAAAAUUUUGUUUAGGCCAGUAGAAUUUUCAGAAUGUGUACGUGAAUGUGAGAAUUAAGUUUUCAAAACAUCGAUUUAAUUUCUUCUGAAAUGUAAUUUUUACAUGAUGAUUCUUAAUUCUUUAAAAAAAUCAGUUGACAAAAUUGAGGUCUUGUCAUGAAUACUUCUUUUGAAAGACGUGUGCUUGAUAAGAAGCUUGUAGAUAUGUUUCAUAUACUUAUGUUUUACGUAUUUUAAUGUUACUUUAUACGGAUGAAACACUUAGAAAUGUUGAUUGCUAUAUAUCCUAAGAAUUAAUUAAUGAUUGAUGUAAUAUAUACCUUUGUAAUGAAAAGGUUCUUUUUCAAGAUAAAAAGAAAAGGUACAUUUUGGACAGCAAAUUUCAUGUAAUGCGCCUUCUCUUCAAUGAAUCACUUGAUAUAAGGAAAAAAAGGACUCAAACGUAUUUGUAUUACCAUGUUUGAAAGGCAGAUAAUGUAAUCUUGUUAAAAAGAGAAGAAUAGGCUAUUUAUGACUUUGGGAUU
Lingula anatina is the source of this 2746-nucleotide messenger RNA. RefSeq lists its product as uncharacterized. The record is from RefSeq and is a predicted model, not a curated record. NCBI's taxonomy places the organism in Eukaryota, Metazoa, Brachiopoda, Lingulata, Lingulida, Lingulidae. Gene Ontology annotation, biological process: L-phenylalanine catabolic process. Gene Ontology annotation, molecular function: ammonia-lyase activity. Gene Ontology annotation, cellular component: cytoplasm.